Molecule: messenger RNA, 779 nt
Organism: Myiozetetes cayanensis
Lineage: Eukaryota; Metazoa; Chordata; Aves; Passeriformes; Tyrannidae
Product: class II histocompatibility antigen, B-L beta chain-like
Exons: 4
Biological process (GO): antigen processing and presentation of exogenous peptide antigen via MHC class II; peptide antigen assembly with MHC class II protein complex; immune response
Cellular component (GO): MHC class II protein complex; membrane
Molecular function (GO): MHC class II protein complex binding
Source: RefSeq, a predicted model, not a curated record
GUCCCUGCCCGGCGCUGGUGAUGGAGCGUGUGCGGGGAGCUGGGGCCGUACUGGUGGUACUGGUGGUGCUGGGAGCCCCCCCGGCUGCGGGCGAGGAGCUCUCGGGGGUGUUCCAGGAGUUGAGAAACCAGGAGUGUCACUUCAUCAACGGCACCGAGCAGGUGAGGUUUGUGGAGAGGAAAAUCUACAACCGGCAGCAGUAUGUGCACUUCGACAGCGAUGUGGGGGUCUUUGUAGGGGACACCCCGUUUGGGGAGGUCCAGGCCAGGCACUGGAACAGCCAACAGGACGUGCUGGAGCACAGACGGGCUGCAGUGGACACGUUCUGCCGGCACAACUACGAGGUGUCCACCCCGUUCCUUGUGAACCGCAGAGUACCCCCCAGCAUGUCCAUCUCGCUGGUACCGUAGAGCUCCCAGCCCGGCCCCGGCCGCCUGCUCUGCUCUGUGAUGGAUUUCUACCCUGCGCCGGUGCAGGUGAGGUGGUUCCAGGAUGGGCAGGAGCUACCGGAGCACGUGGUGGCCACCGACGUGGUCCCCAACGGGGACUGGACCUACCAGGUGCUGGUGAUGCUGGAAAUCCCCCCCCGACACGGGGUCACCUACACCUGCCAGGUGGAGCACGUCAGCCUGGAGCACCCCCUCAGCUGGCACUGGGAGAUGCCACAGGACACCGUCCACAGCAAGAUCCUGGUGGGGGUCGGGGGCUUCGUGUUGGGUUUGGUCUUCCUGGCGCUGGGGCUCGGCUUCUACCUGCGGGAGAAGGUAAAGGGGGGUCCC